This is a messenger RNA of Enterobius vermicularis (human pinworm), 1188 nucleotides long. The record is from the annotation of a GenBank genome assembly. Lineage: Eukaryota; Metazoa; Nematoda; Chromadorea; Rhabditida; Oxyuridae.
AUGAGAAGCCUGCUUAUUCUUCUGGUUACCGUCGUUGCGCUUUGUUGCUGUGAAGAUGAAGAAAUUGGUUUGAAAACGCCUGAGAUUAUAUCGCACUGGGGUUAUCCGGUACAGACAAUACCAGUUACCACUUCUGAUGGUUACAUACUAACAAUACACCGUAUUCCCCAUGGAAAACAAGGUUUUAAUCCGUUUUCCAAACGUCCUGUGGUAUUCUUACAACACGGUUUGGAAUGUUCCAGCUCAAAUUUUAUCACAAUGCUCCCAAAUAAAGCUUUAGGCUUCAUGCUUGCUGACGCUGGAUUUGACGUUUGGAUGGGUAACGUCAGGGGCAACUUGUAUUCAAAAGCGCAUACCACUCUGGAUCCUUCAGGCCACAAAUUCUGGCAAUUCACUUGGGAGGAUAUGGCAAAAGCCGAUACCACGGCAAUGAUCGACAAAGCGCUUCAGACGACCAACCAGACAUCGCUAUAUUACAUCGGACACUCGCAAGGGACGCUGACAAUGUUCGUAAAAUUAGCGUCAGAGCCAGACUUUGCACCAAAAAUCAAAAAGUUCUUCGCUUUGGCUCCCGUUGCUUCAGUAGAACAUUUGGGAGGUAUGGUCGGCCUAAUUGCGAAAGAUUUUUACUUUGUUUUUGAGUUACUAGAAUACUAUCUAGGAGAAGACCAGUUCUUCCCAGAUAGCAAGUUUAUGCAAAUUAUUGAGGAACUAAUAUGCACAAAUCCAGUAACAGAAAACAUUUGUGACAAUGUGCUGUUCCUUAUUUGCGGCCCCGAAAGUAAUCAGUUUAACACGUCUCGUGUGCCAGUUUAUAUAACCGAUUUACCCAGUGGAACGUCCACAUUGAAUAUCAUUCACUGGGCGCAGAUGGUCAGAAGCAAAAAACUGCAGUCAUUUGACUACGAAGAUGACAAUAUAAAUAUACAGCACUACGGAAAUAAAACUCCUCCAGUUUAUGAUCUUACAAAAAUUAAUGUAGACACCUAUCUCUACUAUGGCGACAAAGAUAUUUUAGGCGACGUUGCCGACAUUGAAGGAUUCUUAUUCCGUUCAUUAAAUCCAAAGAUUCUGAAGGCAAAAGUGCGUUUGGCUGACUUUAAUCACCUUGAUUUUGUCUGGGGCGAGCGAGCGGCAAAAGAAGUAUACAAACCAAUAAUCAACACAAUUCUUGCCGAUCUGAAAUAA